AUGGCCAAAGCCGGCGUCAUGGGCCUCAUCACGCAAGGCACCUACGGUGAAGCCGCACACCUCUCACACACAGAACGGGCCCGCAUCACCCGCACCACCCGCCACGCCGUCGCAGCAGCGGGAUACCCGCAGCUCCCGCUAAUCGCAGGCUGCGGCGCGCCAUCCACAAGCGAGACGAUAGAGCUAUGCCAGGAUGCAUACGAGUCGGGGGCUGACUACGCGCUCGUCCUCCCUCCUUCCACCUACAAAGCGCAGUACACGCUUCCGAGCCUAAAGGCCUAUUUCGAGGAUGUGGCUGGUGCGUCGCCCAUCCCGGUGCUGGUGUACAACUACCCCGCCGUGACGGGCGUGGACCUCGACGCGGAGACUCUUGCUUCGCUGGCAGGGCAUCCCAAUCUCGUCGGGUGUAAGCUUACCUGUAAUCAUAUGGGGAAGAUGAACCGACUCGUUGCGGCUGUGCAGCCUGCAACGGCUGCGGAGCGGGGCUCGGGGUUUAUGUGCUUUGGAGGGUCGGCGGAUGCGACGCUGCAGACGUUGGUGGGUGGUGGGUCGGGGGUGGUUGCGGGGUUGGCGAAUAUUGCGCCUAAGGCGUGUGUCAGGCUGGUUGAGUUGUAUCAUUUGGGGGAGAUGGAGGAAGCGAGAAGGCUUCAGGGGGUGGUUGCGAGCGCGGAUAGGGUGGCUACUGAGGGCGGGGUCGGUGCUGUCAAGAGUGCAUUGAGAGUCUGGUUUGGUUAUGGAGGAUCCGCGUGUAUUGUAUUAACUGCUCAUGAUGAGACCUCGUCCCUCGAGACAUUCCAAGAAAUCAAGCUCACCUUAUCUCUCAGGACAUCUUGUUUCAUAAAUCUCUAA
Molecule: messenger RNA, 849 nt
Organism: Aspergillus novofumigatus IBT 16806
Lineage: Eukaryota; Fungi; Ascomycota; Eurotiomycetes; Eurotiales; Aspergillaceae
Product: dihydrodipicolinate synthase family protein
Exons: 2
Coding region: 1-849 (282 amino acids)
Molecular function (GO): 4-hydroxy-tetrahydrodipicolinate synthase activity
Source: RefSeq, a predicted model, not a curated record